This is a messenger RNA of Rhinocladiella mackenziei CBS 650.93, 786 nucleotides long. RefSeq lists its product as uncharacterized. Lineage: Eukaryota; Fungi; Ascomycota; Eurotiomycetes; Chaetothyriales; Herpotrichiellaceae. The transcript is spliced from 2 exons. The record is from RefSeq and is a predicted model, not a curated record. Bases 1 to 786 code for a protein of 261 amino acids.
AUGGCUCAAUACCCUUUCUCCCAGCCAUUUUUCUUCCGCAUUGAACAUAUCCGGCACAUUGAUGAUCCCAAUAUCCCACCCCCCGCAGAUGGCCCAAACUUCUACUGGUCACCACCGCAGGAUCGGCAGCAUUUUAGAAGAGAGCAAACCUCGGGGUGGUACAUCUGGGAUCCUAGACCAUUUCAAUACCAUCCAGACAAUUUCCAAUACGUGCGCAGAGCCACCGAAGAGGAAGAGCUCUGCCGAGAAGCGUACAGAAGCUGCACAAUGUUCUGGUGCCCGGACCGCCACGGCUAUCUCAUCGUCCCCAUUGAUUGUACAACAACUCAUUUGUCCUCGACACCCCACCUCUGGCGACGCCUUUCCUUUGGAUACAAUGAAGGGCUAGGAAGAGAUGACCUCGCAGUAAUCGGCUAUCAUAUGGGAGAUUACAAGCUUCACUUACCCGGACCAGACGAAUGGUUUGAACAACUGCUUCCGGACGUCUGCAUGGCGGAACAGACCGCUCAAGAAACUGAGGGGCGGCGCUGUAGACUGGCAGGUGAUCUCAGCAUUCUGAUCGGGCUAAUUGCCUUCUCAGCUCUUCCCGAUCUGGACGCGAGGGCAGUUGAUCAAUCUUUCCGACCAGAUCUGACUUCUACUGUAUUUCAACAAAAUACCCUACUGAACAGCCCAAAGUGCAAGAUCCGCGGCAUGGUCGUCGAGAUUGGUUACGAUCGCAGUCACCUCAACCCUGCCCUCCUUCGGAGAUGGGAGCGAGGAGAGUUUGGGGAAAUCUUCAGCUAA